Hippocampus comes (tiger tail seahorse) is the source of this 2637-nucleotide messenger RNA. It is a transcript of the gene srpx2, whose product is annotated as sushi-repeat containing protein X-linked 2. Gene Ontology annotation, biological process: positive regulation of synapse assembly; positive regulation of cell migration involved in sprouting angiogenesis; cell-cell adhesion. Gene Ontology annotation, molecular function: signaling receptor binding. The record is from RefSeq and is a predicted model, not a curated record. Lineage: Eukaryota; Metazoa; Chordata; Actinopteri; Syngnathiformes; Syngnathidae. Bases 301 to 1656 code for a protein of 451 amino acids. The transcript is spliced from 10 exons.
GACGCGCCGUAACGUCAUUGAAUGACAAGAGACAACAGGGCCCCCUAGUGGAUUAAUACUCGCCACUGAAGCGAGAAGCGAUUGGGCUGAGCGCUGCUGAGACAAGACAAAAAACUCUUAUUUCCCACUGGAGUGAAACCACUAGGCGCAUUUUAAAAGUCGUUGUCGUGUCAUUUUUCAAAGUUUUGUGGAGUGUGCCAUUGGUGAGAGUCCGACUUGGGACGCCAACGAGAAGCUGCGCACUACUUUUUCCCUCCCAGUAGUGUCAUCCUUUUUUUUUAACCGACCAGAGGUUUGACUAUGACCCGUGUCCCGGUGCUCUUUUUGUUCUUGUUGUAUCUCACAGCUGUGCGUGGGACCACAGAGGAUGGCGGCUACGAUGACGUUGCCCAGGAAGAUGACGAUCUUCCAGACUACACCAAACUUCAUUGGUGUCGUUCUCCACGUCUCGUCAAUGGGGAGAUAACCUGCCACUCCCCACGAGGCCGAGCGUAUCGGACCACCCAGGGCACCCGCUGCAACAUGAGCUGCGACCGAGGCUAUCGCCUGAUUGGCCGGAGCUCCAUCCAGUGUCUCGCCAACCGCCGCUGGUCGGGGACCGCCGUCUGCCGCAAGAUGCGAUGCAGCGUGUUGCCCCUCAUUCCGCACGGCAGCUACACAUGCACUCAGGGCUUCGUGGUGGACUCCAGGUGUGACUUCACCUGCACCCCCGGCCAUCGCAUCGAAGGGGAGCACACCCGCACGUGUCAGCACGGGGGGACGUGGAGUGGGGCACAGCCCAUUUGCUCAGAUACAGAACCUCCCAAAAUAAGGUGUCCGCUAUCCAGAAUCAGGGUUGCACAACCUGGAAAACUGACUGCCAGAGUGACUUGGGAUGCACCAGUUGCCACGGACACGGCUGAUAAAAUGCUUGAUGUGAUCCUAGUGGGCCAGGAGCCCGGCAGUGAAUUUAAAGAGGGACCCAAUAUUAUUCGCUACAAAGUCUACGAUCAAGCCAGAAACCGAGCCGCCUGCAAGUUUAUUGUCCGUGUUGAAGUGAGAAGAUGCCCUUCACUGUCUCCACCUUUUCACGGUUCCCUCACCUGCUCAUCCGAUGUCACCAACCACGGCGCCGUGUGCGAAUACCACUGCGACGGCGGUUAUGAGCGCAGGGGCGUGUCCAGUCGGGUUUGCCAAUUCGACCGCAAUUGGAGUGAUGGGCCUGCGGAGUGCGUUCCGAUGGAGAUUGAGUCAGAUGUGAAAAGCGCGUCGGCUCUGCUACGUCAAUUUUUCGAAAAGAGGCGACUUCUCAUCCUGUCUGCGCCCGACAUCGCCGACCCGGAGUACCAGCUGCAGAAUAUCAUGAUACAAAAAGCAGACUGCGGCUUACAACUUCGCCACGUGACGCUGAUCGAGUUGCUGGGCUCACCGCCGAAUGGGACGGGACGCAUCAAGGACAACAACUUGACCUCGGUAGUCGUUGAGGAAUUGAGGCUCACAUUCCGAAUCUCCGGGCAAUACUUCAGCAUGGUGCUGGUGGACAAGCUCGGGCUGGAUCGGGAGCGGUUCAUCAGCCCCAUAUCGUCGGAGGAACUCUUUUCCUACAUUGACAGCUUCUUGCUGGACGAAGAGGAGAGGGAGAAGCUGGAGCUCCACCACGAUUUCUGCGAGUCAUAAAAUAAAAUUUUAAAAAAAGUGGCCGAGUGACAAGCCCAUGGGGUCACAUUAUGAUCAGGCCCCAGAAAGCCCGGAUGGACUCAGGAGGAAAGUUACAUUUCGCGCUUUCCAUGCUGUUGAUAGCGCCAGAGUCUACUUGACAAAAUAGAACACAAUACACAUUAACAUAGAUACUUUUUUCUUUCAAUAAAAGUACUAGUAACACACUACAUUUACAUUCACUAAAGCACCGAAGCUUUCAAAGUGACUACAUUACAUUAAACUUGGUCAGCAAUUUAAUCUCUACUUGAUGAGCCUAUCGCGUUGGUUCAUUACAACAAAAGUUAAGACCAUUUCGUGUCAGAAUUUGCCUCACUUUAUUUUAUUAACUCUUGUUUAAAUUGACAUUGUUGAGCAAGAGUCUAAUUUGCACAUUCCCAUUUUUCCCUAGUUGACAUUUGAUGAAAAAAUAAAAUCCAAAGUUACUCGGGACUUUUGUAGUUUUCUUCUUUAGAUAAUUACUUGCAUUAGAGCAAGUAAUUAUUUUGACGACUGCAUUUUACCUUCACUUGUCAUAUUUUAAAGCAAAAGUAGUCGAGUACAUUUUGUUGCUAUGCCUGAGGUGAAUGUUUUUCAUGCAAUAUUACACCGAAGUAAAACAGCUACUCGUAAUGCGGAGUUCAGAGGAGAUACUAUGGAGCCAAAUGAAACGAUCCAUAAUGGUUUGUCAUCAUUUAUUGGCUGAACAUUAUAGUAACAAUAGAAAUUUAAAAAGUCACAUACAUAUGCAACAAAGAUUCAAUAAACCUACAACUGCGUUUGAUAAUGAUAAUAAACAGCAAUACCUAUGUAAAAUAUUCAAAAAGCACAGGUUACAUAUGACAAUAUUGCUUUGACACCAUUUAUAUGCCGUGCAGCUACUGUUACAAACAAUACAAGUGUGCAAGUGUUCUUAAAAUAACCACAAAUUGAGUAUGCAUUGGCACAUUAGUCAUCAAAAAA